This is a messenger RNA of Emiliania huxleyi CCMP1516, 789 nucleotides long. RefSeq lists its product as hypothetical. The transcript has 3 exons. Gene Ontology annotation, biological process: mRNA splicing, via spliceosome. Gene Ontology annotation, cellular component: U1 snRNP. NCBI's taxonomy places the organism in Eukaryota, Haptophyta, Isochrysidales, Noelaerhabdaceae. The coding region runs from base 1 to 789 and encodes 262 amino acids. The record is from RefSeq and is a predicted model, not a curated record. Gene Ontology annotation, molecular function: U1 snRNA binding.
AUGGCCGCCCCGGCUGCCACGUCGGCCAACGCGCCAAAGGAGACGGUGUACGUCAACAACCUGUCGGAGAAGGUCAACCAGGAGGAGAUGAAGAAGUCGCUCUACGCCGUCUUCGCGCCCUUUGGCCCGAUCAUCGACAUUGUGCACUUCAAGAGCAACAAGAUGCGAGGGCAGGCGUUCGUCGUCUUCCGCGACGUGCCCGCCGCUUCGAGCGCGGUCCGCCAGAUGCAGGGCUUCCCCUUUUACGACAAGCCCAUGAAGCUCGACUAUGCAAAGGCCAAGUCGGACGCGACGGCGCGCGCGCCCGGCAGCCCUUGCGCCCGCGAAGCUGGCGACGCCCCCCCCUCCCGCCCCCCCUUUCGAGCUCCGCCCCCAAGGGCGGAGCGCGAGGAGCGCAAGGCGGGCGCCAAGAAGGAGAAGGCGGCCGCGCCAAAGGCGCCUCGCGAGGAGGCCGCGGACGCCGAGAUGGCGGCGCCCGCCGCGCCGGCGGCGCCCGCCGCGCCCGCCGCGCCCGCCGCCAACCUGCCGAACCCGAUCCUGUUCGUGGAGGACCUGCCAGACCAGGUCAACGAGAUGAUGCUCUCGAUGCUCUUCUCGCAGUUCCCCGGCUUCAAGGAGGCGCGCGCGGAGCACUCGCCGCCUCGCCCCCGCGCGGCCCGCCCCCUCCCCGCGGGGAUUGCCUUCGUCGAGUUCGAGUCGGAGAUGCAGUCGGGCGUCGCGAUGGGCGGACUGCAGGGCUUCAAGAUCACGCCAACCAACCUGAUGAAGAUCACGUACGCCAGGCGGUGA